Messenger RNA from Naegleria lovaniensis, 1302 nucleotides. RefSeq lists its product as uncharacterized. Lineage: Eukaryota; Heterolobosea; Eutetramitea; Acrasida; Naegleriidae. The coding region runs from base 1 to 1302 and encodes 433 amino acids. Gene Ontology annotation, cellular component: protein phosphatase type 2A complex; cytosol. The record is from RefSeq and is a predicted model, not a curated record. The transcript is spliced from 3 exons. Gene Ontology annotation, biological process: peptidyl-serine dephosphorylation. Gene Ontology annotation, molecular function: protein binding; protein phosphatase regulator activity.
AUGUCUAAAUCAGAGUGGAAAUUUCAACAGGUUUUUGGAGACAGUAAGGGAGAUGAACCAGCAGAUGAUGAUAUAAUAUCAGCGUUGGAGUUUGACCGCACUGGUAAUUAUCUCGCUAUUGGCGAUAGAGGCGGAAGAGUAGUGAUUUUAGAUAGAACCCAACAAAAGAAGAAGGGAGCAGAUUACCGCGUAUUGACAGGAUUCCAGAGUCAUGAAGCAGAGUUUGACUAUUUGAAAAGUUUGGAAAUUGAAGAGAAAAUCAACAAAAUUAAGUGGUAUCCGUCAAAAUGUAACAAUAAUCUCUUUUUAUUGACAACAAAUGACAAAACUAUCAAAUUUUGGAAGGUCCAUGAAAAACAAACAAAAACUAUUUCAAAUCUUAACUUGAAUGGCAAUAUUAGAAGCGUGAGCGAUGUGAAAGAGCUAAAGGUUCCUUCCGUUAAAAAGUCUGACGCUGUAUCACAUGCCCACACGCCUAAGAAAAUUUAUGCAAAUGCUCACGCGUAUCACAUCAACUCCAUUUCAUUUAACACUGAUGGAGAAACAUUCAUGUCUGCAGAUGAUCUUCGUAUCAAUUUAUGGCAUGUUAAUCAUGAAAAGGAAAGUCACAAUAUUGUAGAUAUAAAACCAUCAAAUAUGGAAGACUUAUCUGAGGUAAUUACUUCGGCCUCUUUCCAUCCAGAGCAAUGCAGCACAUUUUUGUACAGUAGCAGCAAGGGAACGAUAAAACUUGGAGAUAUCAGACAAUCCAGCACCUGCAACACAUAUGCAAAGGUAUUCGAGGUUGAGGAAGAUCCAUCUAGCAAGACUUUCUUCUCUGAAAUUAUUGCAUCUGUUUCUGAUGCUCAAUUUAGUCCAGAUGGAAAAUACAUUCUAUCAAGAGAUUACAUGACGCUAAAGCUAUGGGAUAUUAAGAUGGAAAAUCGACCAUUGAAAGUGUUCAACAUGCAUGAAGGUUUACGAUCUAAAUUGUGUGAUCUUUAUGAAAAUGAUUGCAUCUUUGACAAAUUUGAAUGCUGUUUCAGUGGAGAUGGUAACAACGUAAUGACAGGCUCUUACAAGAAUCAUGUUCAUGUUUUUGACAAGCAAGGAAAGAAUCAUGAUCACUUUGAAGCAUCCCCAAAUCCUACCAUUAAGAAACCACAGAAAUCGACUGGUCUUUUGGGAAGGAAAAAGAAGAAGGACGACCAGUUUGAAACUUCAGAUUUUUCAAAGAAGUGUCUCCAUCUCACUUGGCAUCCAUCUGAAAACAUUAUUGCAGUGUCCUCGGUCAAUAGCCUCUACAUAUUUGCUCAAAAUUAA